AUGCCCUUCCCGUCCAUACCAUCGCCUCCAUCUCUGUUCCCGACUUACCUAGUUCCGUCCCUCCCUUUCCGCCGGCGCAAAAGCAGCACCGACAGCAACGCUUCCACUUUAAGCAACGAUUCACUCGAAACAGGCUGUCCAACAUCCGAGUCCUACCUCUCCGGCCACGCAUCUCACCUCCGCUGCGCUCGCUGCCUCUCCGACCUCGCUCUCAGCACCCAGAUCAUCUCCAAAGGCUUUACAGGCCGCCAUGGAAGAGCCUACCUCGUAGCGCCUUCGACCUCAUCCAUCUCAGCGAAUCCUACAAGCCUCACAACGGCCAAAGCCAGAAACGACGCCCUUCCGAAUCUCCCAAACACCUACACGCACAAGCCCGUUCCGCGCCAGCUCGUCACAGGUGCCCACACAGUCGGCGACAUCUCCUGCGCGCAAUGCGGGAGCGUGUUGGGGUGGAAGUACGUCUCAGCCGAGGAAGAGAGCCAGAAAUAUAAAGUUGGAAAGUUCAUUCUCGAGACGAAGAGGGUUUGCCGAAGUAGUGUGUGGGAGCGAGAAGAUGAAGGAGAUGAGGAAGGGGCGCUGAUGCUGCAAAGGAGAGAGAGUGAGGAGAGGAAGAGGAGAAGGAGUUCAUGCAUUGUGCCGCCGAAUGAGGUGACGAUCAUGGAGGAGCUGGAGUUCGAUAGUGGGGAUGAGGACGAGUGUGAUGCUCUGUUCGCGGGAACAUGGACGCCGCAGGUGGCGAGGGAAUUAAGGGCGAGGAAGGUUGGGCGCAGCUAUGGUGGCGUGAUGGAGGGGUGA
Fulvia fulva is the source of this 795-nucleotide messenger RNA. RefSeq lists its product as uncharacterized. NCBI's taxonomy places the organism in Eukaryota, Fungi, Ascomycota, Dothideomycetes, Mycosphaerellales, Mycosphaerellaceae. The record is from RefSeq and is a predicted model, not a curated record. The transcript has a single exon. Bases 1 to 795 code for a protein of 264 amino acids.